Colletotrichum phormii is the source of this 1479-nucleotide messenger RNA. RefSeq lists its product as uncharacterized. Gene Ontology annotation, molecular function: protein binding. The transcript is spliced from 7 exons. The record is from RefSeq and is a predicted model, not a curated record. NCBI's taxonomy places the organism in Eukaryota, Fungi, Ascomycota, Sordariomycetes, Glomerellales, Glomerellaceae. The annotation marks the transcript as partial.
AGCCUUUGGGAGACGAAGAAGGAUGCGGAUAUUCUCCUCACAAUGGGUAGCAGCAAGUGGGAGCUCCAUGACAAACUCAUACGCGGCAAGAGUGGCCUGAUUGACCACAUCCUCGAGAUGGUUCAGAUGAAAGAAGGAGUGAGGAAAAUUCCACUCAAGGAGCGCAUGUUCCCUUAUUCGGCUUUGAACACCGUCUUGAAGUACUUCUACUUUGGAGAAAGCCUGAUCGCCGACAAGACGGAUGUAAUCGACCUCCUCUCUUUAUACGAAGUUUCCGCGACCCUCGCCGUUCUCCCUCUACAAGAGGUGAUUGCUUCACAGGAGGGCGCCUUGCUCGGUGAGAUCCUGUCGAGCAGUAUCAACAGAAUCGGAGACUUUUAUAUUGUCAUCGAGGUCAUUAUCGCCGAGCAGGAUGACGCGUGGGUGCCUAUGCACGAAGAGAUGCAGCGAGCCAUCGAGCCCCAUCUCGCAAUGCUUCUUCAACAGGACACGUUCGUCAACCUCGUCAAACAGCAUCAAGAAUUCUGUUUAGAGAUUCUUUCAACUGCUAUUGGUCGCAUCGAGACCCUCGAGAACGCUGGAAAGAAGACCACCAGUAUCAAGGAUACAAGUGACAUCGACCUCCAAGCCAAUGCCGAACAUAGCACUGGUGUUUCGAAGUCAGGAACACAAACCGACAUCCCGCUGCCGCACACUCCGAAGAAGUCCUUCCCUACGGCUACGGUGGCUGCCCCUCUUGUUCGCCCUGGAUCAUCAACUUCACAUGCUUCCACUCACUGGGAGUCCUGCAGCGAGGGUGGUGAAAGAACCGUCCCAGUCAUCGGAACGAGUAAGCCCGUCGCGCCACCAGCCUCUGUUGAGCCUUCAUCGCAUACAGUUGCAGCGCCGAAUGCAUCGUUGAACUUCUCCAGCCAUGUUCAGGAAGAACACCUACCCAUGUCCACGACCGAAGGCUCCAGUGCCCGCCAGACCAAGCAGACGGCUGUUCCUGCCAUCCAUGAGCGGUCUAGUCGCUCAUACGUCUUCAACAGCAAAAGCCUCCCUCAAGGCUUCCAAUUCUCUGGCGGUCCGGAGAGAGAGCAACCUGAGGCCUCUAGCAGCAAAGCCACUACUGGCAACGUUCAGGGGGAGAAGACAACUCAGAGUACCUCUUCAUCUUCACAGGCAAGAGCGACGCAGAGCCCUUCUCCAGCCCCCAGUAUCUGGAAGGCCGACCGAGCAACGAGGAAGCAAAUAAGAAAAGGCCGGCUUAUAGUCGAGCCUCCUGGUGAGUCGCCAAAGCCAUUCAAUUUCUGGUGGUGCGUGGUUUUACUUUGCCACUGGCUGCUCUACUAUAUGAAGACCUUCCUCUCACCAUCAAUACAGAGAUACCAUCCAGCUCACGACCAAACUUCAGUCUCGACGGAGAGGAUUUGGAGAAGAGCUGCAGACCUUCUUGAAGUCGAUCGAUCUCCUGACGUUCCUCAGCGGGCGCAGUGA